AUGAGUUUGCUAAUAAAUCCCAGUUUUCAGACGGCGAUUGCCCUAGCAAUGGCACAAGAAUUGGGCGAUAAAAUGCCAUUUUGCCCGAUGGUUGGCUCAGAAGUGUAUUCGUCUGAAGUGAAGAAAACUGAAGUACUCAUGGAAAAUUUUCGCCGUGCAAUUGGUACUUUCUCUAUGCUAUGUUUGCGUGUGAGGGAGAAGAAAGAAGUGUACGAAGGCGAGGUCACUGAAUUGGUUCCGGUAGAAAACGAGAAAGCAACAGGUGGCUACGGCAAAACGAUAUCACACGUUUUGAUCUCUCUGAAAACAGUGAAAGGAAGCAAGCAGCUGAAACUGGACCCAGCAAUCUACGACACCAUACUGAAGCAAAAAAUUGAAGUUGGCGAUGUCAUACACAUCGAAGCGAACAGUGGUGCUGUUAUGGUUAGUGCUACUUUUGAUCAGCUCUUCUCCUAG
Gongylonema pulchrum is the source of this 456-nucleotide messenger RNA. NCBI's taxonomy places the organism in Eukaryota, Metazoa, Nematoda, Chromadorea, Rhabditida, Gongylonematidae. The record is from the annotation of a GenBank genome assembly.